AUGACCGAUGAGACCACUAAAAAUGACCGCGAUGCCGGGAUCUCCUAUGAAGAAUUGGUGCCCACGAGUCGCUCCUCAGUGCUGCCCGUCGGCGGGGCUCAGCAUCAGCGCAAUCGCGUGGCUGUGCCACGAAUUCGCCAUGUCCUCGUAAACCACAAUUCGGUGGCGUCGGCCGCCAACACACCGUCAAAGCAGGCGUCAAUGUGGUCCCUCAUGUUCGAGCCGAAGACAUGCGAGCACUUUCUGCACAAACUCAAGGCGCACGCGGAUAAUUUCUAUACGGAUCUGCUGACCGAGUCGCGGGAGAAGCAGGCGGCCAUCCUGGAUGACAUAGCCGCACUCCGAGCCGAGGCCAGCGACCUCAACCGACUCCUCCAUGAGACGGUGGACAUUGGUCAGAGGCCCGACGAUGUGCAACUGAUCAUAUGGCAGCUGAAGCUGGACAAAAGCAUUGAGCAUCUGCGCGAGGAGCUCUCGAAACGUCGGGCGGAGAUCGGGGAGCUGCUGCUCCAGCAGGAGCAGCUCUGCGAAGAGCUGAGCGCACUGCCGCUCCCUCUACUGGCGGACCCGCUGCCCCUGCCCGAUGAGAUGGACGGCUUUCGCGACCAUCUCGACAACCUGCGCUCUCAGCGCGCAGUGCGCCAGACGGAGCUGGACCAGCUGCGCAAAGCCAUCAAGCAUGACAUGAAGAUGCUCGAGCAGAUGCCCCAGACCGAUGCAGAGGAUCGCCUACUGAACGAUCUGAGCCACAAUCUAACACCAGAGACACUAGAGCGGCUGCGGCAGAUGCGCAGCAGUUAUGCCGAGCAGAUCCAGGAGCUGCGCUCCAAAAUCCAUGACAUGCGCGAGAAGAUCUACGUGCUGUGGGAUCGCCUCCAGGAGACGGACGAGAGCGCCAUGCGACGAGUGCGCGAGUGCACCGAGAAUACGCAGCGCACCUAUGACAUCCUCCAUUCGGAGCUGCAGCGCUGCCAGGCACUGCGCAGCCAGAACCUCAAGACGUUCAUCGAGCAGCUGCGCGUCGAGAUAAGCAAGUGGUGGGAUCUAACGCUCAAGAGCCAGCAGGAGCGCAAGCGUUUCUCCAACUACUACAAUAAGUAUUACAACGAAGACCUGUUGGAGCUGCACGAGCUGGAGCUGGAUGAUCUGAAGAGCUUCUACACGUGCAACAAGGAGAUUUUCGAUCUGUGCGAGAGCCGUGCAGAACUUUGGUCCCGCAUGCAGGCUAUAGGGGCAAAGGCCAACGAGCCGAAUCGUUUCAACAAUCGUGGCGGCCAGUUCCUUAAAGGGGAAAAGGAACGCAAGGCCAUCACCUCGAAGCUGCCCAAGAUUGAGCAGCAGAUCACUGAACUGGUGCACGCCCAUGAGGUGCAAUCGCAUGGCCCGUAUCUGGUUUAUGGCGAGAACAUACUGGAGCUGAUGGCUGGCGAAUGGGAGAACUAUCGGCAGGCCAAGCAGAGCUCGGCCCGCAAGAAGGCUUCGCCCACCACGAGGACGGGCAGCAGCAGCAAAUUGAUGAUGCCACCGCCGACUGCCGGUUCAACGGCCCCUCGCACCUGUCAUAGAGAACGAAGUAUUGAUAAUGGCAUGGAAGAGGAUCUACCUUUGAACAUGUAG
Molecule: messenger RNA, 1617 nt
Organism: Drosophila miranda
Lineage: Eukaryota; Metazoa; Arthropoda; Insecta; Diptera; Drosophilidae
Product: protein regulator of cytokinesis 1-like
Exons: 3
Coding region: 1-1617 (538 amino acids)
Biological process (GO): mitotic spindle midzone assembly; microtubule cytoskeleton organization
Cellular component (GO): mitotic spindle midzone; spindle; cytoplasm
Molecular function (GO): microtubule binding
Source: RefSeq, a predicted model, not a curated record